AUGGACGGACCUGAGGCUGGGAGGCAUGGGAAAAAGUCAACGAGUCAGAAGCUGGAGGAUCAGAAAAAGUCAGUGGUUAACUGGUAUAACCCACAACCUGGUCAGUACCAGGGGAGAACCCAGCAGUCGGACCGAGAACAUCUGAACGACCAACCCCGGUCCAAGAACUCGUCCACCGUGUGGCGCUGCUUUGGUCAGGUUCCUGCUCCAGCACCCAGAACUUUGUGGUUCUGGGUGACAGGAACUCGCUGCCUGUUUGUCCCCACAGUCCUUUCAACAGUUGGAGAACAGCAGCUCCAGACCACACGGGCUCUGGGUCAGACCCUGGGUCAGACCCUGGGGCUGGUGAACUCCUGGUACCGCUGCUAUGUGAGGUUCAUCUGGUUCUUCUCUUGUCUUUGUCUACAGUUUAUCGCCUUUGCGUCGUUGUUCUUCAUCCUGGUCUCCAUCACCACCUUCUGCCUGGAGACACACGAGGCGUUCAACACCAUCAUCAACAAGACGGAGCUGAUGCGGGACGGCGGGGUGACGGACCCGGGCCCCCAGUACGAGAUUGAAACCGACCCCGCCCUCACCUACGUGGAGGGGGUCUGUGUCUUCUGGUUCACCAUCGAGUUCCUGGUGCGCGUGACCUUCUGCCCUGUGAAGCUGGAGUUUUUUAAGAGCGUCCUGAACAUCAUCGACUUCGUGGCCAUCCUGCCGUUUUACCUGGAGGUCGGACUGAGCGGGCUUUCCUCCAAGGCCGCCAAGGACGUGCUAGGUUUUCUCAGGGUGGUGCGCUUCGUGCGUAUCUUGCGUAUCUUCAAGCUAACGCGUCACUUCGUUGGGCUGAGGGUACUGGGCCACACCUUACGUGCCAGCACCAAUGAAUUCUUGCUGCUCAUCAUCUUCCUGGCGUUGGGAGUGCUAAUCUUCGCCACCAUGAUUUACUAUGCCGAGAGAAUCGGCGCCAAGCCCAACGACCCAACGGCUGCUCUUCACACCAAGUUCAAGAACAUCCCCAUAGGCUUCUGGUGGGCGGUGGUUACCAUGACGACUCUGGGGUACGGGGACAUGUACCCUCAGACGUGGUCAGGCAUGGUGGUGGGGGCGCUGUGCGCUCUGGCCGGCGUACUGACGAUAGCCAUGCCGGUGCCGGUUAUCGUCAACAACUUUGGGAUGUAUUACUCCCUGGCCAUGGCCAAGCAGAAGCUGCCCAAGAAGAGGAAGAAACACAUCCCACAGGUGGUCCAGGGGGGGUCGCCGUCCUACUGCAAGGCCGACCUGAGCACCACCUGCAACAGCACCCAGGGUGACCUGUGCCACGUCAAAGGGAGCAGGCUGUUAGAGCGCAACCGCUCAGUACUGUCAGCAGACUGUAGUGGGGGCAGUGACCUGACCAUGUCCCCAGAGGAGAGGGUCCCGAUGCGUCGGUCCAGCACCAGGGAACAGGACCGUCGGAUUGGUGGUACGUGUUUCCUGCUCACUGCCAGUGACUUCACUUGUCCUGCAGAUGGCGGCAUACGGAAAACAGGAUAUGAGAAAUCCCGGAGCCUGAACAACAUAGCGGGCGUGACUGGUAACACCCUGAGGUUGUCUCCCGUGACCUCGCCCUACGGAUCACCCUGCCCACUGAGACGGUCUCGCUCCCCAAUCCCCUCCAUCCUGUGAGCUGCCCCAGUCUCUGGGUCCUGCCCCCCCGUCCUACCCCCCACCUUGACUCUGAAACUAACCAGCUUGUUUGGGUGUUGACCCUGCCGUGAUGUAGAUGCACAGUACUUGGACUAGUAUUUGGACUAGUACUUGGACCAGUACUUGGACUAGUACUUGGACCAGUAUUUGGACUAGUACUGACGUAGUCCUGUAGCUGAGACUGAUGUUUGUAGCUCACUCCAACCAGCUAGCAUCUGAGCUUAGCUUAGCUCACAGCCUUGAAGGUCCAGUGUGUACCAUCAGUGAAUCACGACUGGUCCCAACAGGAAGUCAACAGUCUGUCAAUCAGGUUCGAUCCGUCCUUUCCAGAAAACUGAUCUGACCUUCAGCUGAAGUUCCACCGUACCAUCGCUCCAUCACUAAUGAGUACCAAUGGUGUAGUGUGAACGAUGGUCCUUAAACCCCCCUCAGAGACCAGCCUUGGUAGGACUGAAGAACAUUCUAGAACCGCUCCAGGUGUCUGUGAGGAACUCACUGGACCUUCAACAAACCUCUCUUUUGUCUCUCGGACGACGGCGACUUCAGAUGAAAACAGCCAUACGAUUUAUCAAAGGAAGACGGAAAAAAACCGUCAGGGAGCGACGCUGUGUUUAGACAAACCAUUAACACGUGGUGCUUCCAAAAAUAGA
Messenger RNA from Cynoglossus semilaevis (tongue sole), 2321 nucleotides. RefSeq names its product potassium voltage-gated channel subfamily C member 2-like. The record is from RefSeq and is a predicted model, not a curated record. Gene Ontology annotation, cellular component: dendrite membrane; postsynaptic membrane; presynaptic membrane. Gene Ontology annotation, molecular function: delayed rectifier potassium channel activity. Gene Ontology annotation, biological process: action potential; potassium ion transmembrane transport. The coding region runs from base 1 to 1650 and encodes 549 amino acids. NCBI's taxonomy places the organism in Eukaryota, Metazoa, Chordata, Actinopteri, Pleuronectiformes, Cynoglossidae. The transcript has 5 exons.